AUGACUACAUCAUCGUCAAGCUUCUCUUUUUCUUCUUCGGAUAUUGGGGACACGGAUGCGGAUUCAUCGGCUGACUCAAUUUCCUCCGUCUCGGGCUCAUGUUCCUCCAUGAUCACAGCAAUAUCACCUUCCCAUAUGCAGGGUUCUCACACAAAAACUAUUGUGGAGGACCAACCUUUGUUAUCAUCACCCGCCAUUUUAAUUCAAGACGAUUAUACCCAGAACAACAGCAAGUUACAUAAUGAAAUACAUGGCAGGAGCAUAUUUGAGACUCCAUCCGUCCCAACAGCGUCAACUGAAGCUAAUAAUUCCCUUUCAACGGGACAUUUGAAUGGCAACAGCAACAAGCAAGAGAACGGGUCGGAGAUAUGUGAUCUUGUGGUGGUCGUCCGCGAUUUCGCAUAUCCCAAGUCACAUUCAUAUCAUUUUGGAAAUUACCCUCCAGAGCCCACGCAUGAGGAUUUUGACGAUGAUGAUGACGAUUAUGACGAUUACGAUAGAGCAGAUCAUAAGGAUAGCAGGGGCCAGGAUAGCAGUUCAGAAAGUUCAUGGGCAACUUCAGUCCCAUCAUCAUUACAAAAAGAUCAAAGUCAGCAACCACAGGGUUAUGCAAGAGGUUUGUAUGACUUUGACGCUGAGAACUCUAGUGAAUUGACGUUCAAGGAGGGUGACUAUUUAUGGAUUCACUGCAGGCAAUACCCAGGGUGGCUUUUGGGGGAAUUGGAUAGUGGCGCACAGGGUUUGGUUCCUGAGAACUAUGUACAAAUGGUUUGA
Molecule: messenger RNA, 774 nt
Organism: Lobosporangium transversale
Lineage: Eukaryota; Fungi; Mortierellomycota; Mortierellomycetes; Mortierellales; Mortierellaceae
Exons: 3
Coding region: 1-774 (257 amino acids)
Molecular function (GO): protein binding
Source: RefSeq, a predicted model, not a curated record